Molecule: messenger RNA, 2800 nt
Organism: Pantherophis guttatus
Lineage: Eukaryota; Metazoa; Chordata; Lepidosauria; Squamata; Colubridae
Source: RefSeq, a predicted model, not a curated record
GGCUCCUUCUAGUCAGAUUCGGUUUUUACCUAAUAAAAAGGACAGUAUGUUACGCAUGGUUUUCAAUAUUGAAGUGGUUAACGAAAAUCUCCGACACCUGCACAAUCACACCCUUGGCUACAACUUCUAUGACAACUAUGAUAACACCCUCGGCACUUCAGAUGCCUUGCUGGACAUGCUGUCUACUGGAGAAGCCAAUGUUCCCAACUACAGCUGUGGAAGGAAGGACAACCUUUUGGUGAUUGUUGAUGGAGCUGACAGAGACAUCUCCAUCCAGAUAUCAACAUUAGUUGGCCCCUACAAAGUUGCCGAGAUCAGUAAUAAAAUUACUUCGGAUGAUCUGAGUGAUAAAAGUCAAUUCCCUUUUUCCCAUCCGAUGCUCCCCAAAGAAACGGUCCUAUACCCAGGAAUUGUCCAACUGCUCCUUCAUUUUGGAUGGACCCUGAUUGGCCGGAGAAGAUGCACCCAGAAAGUACCAUUGGAGACAAAAGAGGAAAAGAAUAGGAUGUGGAUCCCAAAUGAGGGCUAUACUUACAGUGUCCUUAAGAUUCUGGCCCAUGCCUUAAAAGCUGCAUCCAAACCCCAGAGGAGAAGGGAGAAGGGAGAAGAGAGGCUGGGGACUCCAAGGCUGCAACCGUGGAAGUUCCAUCCAUUUCUAAAGAAGAAGGAAUUGUUCAAUCUUUCCCUGCUGAAAGUGUACUUGGAUCAAAAUGGAGAGGUAGCAGCAGAUCUAAAGAUCAACAGUAGGGUAGUUCUCCUCAAGGAGGAUCCCAUCAACAAGGAAUUGGGGAGUUUUGAAAGGCAGCAACUGAUAAUCAACCAAGAUGCUUUGUCACAGCUAAAGUUGCUCAACAAGUCUCUGCCUCAGUCCAAAUGUGUGGAAAAAUGUCAGCCUGGAUUUGUGAAGAAGGCUCGAGAAGGAGAGCCAUUUUGCUGCUAUGACUGCGUUCCUUGUCCAGAGGGGACCAUCUCCACUCAGGAAGAUACUGAAAAAUGCACCAAAUGUGUAGAUGAACAAUAUCCAACUAAGAACAGAGUCCGGUGUAUCCCAAAAAGAAUAACCUUCCUAUCUUAUGAAGAACAUCUGGGCAUAAUCCUUGUGUUCUUUGCUCUACUCUUGUUCCUAACCACAAGCCUUGUUUUAAUCAUAUUCCUUAAAUAUUUAGAAACUCCCAUUGUCAAAGCCAACAACCGAGACCUCUCCUUCAUCCUCCUGAUCUCCCUCCUGCUCUGUUUUUUGUCCUCCUUUCUCUUCAUCGGCCAGCCAAGGAAAGCCACCUGUCUUCUCCGACAAACGGUGUUCAGCAUCGUCUUCUCAGUAGCUGUGUCUUCUGUGUUGUCCAAAACAGUCACGGUGGUGCUGGCCUUCUUGGCCUCAAAACCAGGAAACAGGGUGAGAAGAUGGUUGGGGAAGAGCUUGACCAACUCCAUCAUCCUGUCUUGUUCUAGUGUUCAAAUUUUCAUCUGUGUCAUAUGGCUGAUAGUUUCUCCCCCAUUCCCUGAUUCCGACAUGCACUCCCAGCCUGGAGAAAUCAUCCUUCAAUGCAAUGAAGGUUCUGUUACCAUGUUUUAUGUUGUCCUCGGCUACAUGGGUUUCCUAGCUGCCGUUUGCUUCACGAUGGCUUUCGUGGCCAGGAAUCUCCCUGGAGCCUUCAAUGAAGCCAAGCUGAUCACCUUCAGCAUGCUGGUCUUCUCCAGUGUCUGGGUCUCUUUCCUGCCCACCUACCUGAGCACUAAAGGAAAGUUCAUGGCAAAAGGAGGAAUGGAGGGGAAGCCCAUGGUGAUGAUUUUCACUCAUGGAAGCUGUGGCAGUUGUGGGCAGGAACAAUGGGUGGAGCUGGUGGAACUGGAGGAGGAAAAAGAAGAGGGUGAAGAGUUAGACAAAGCUGACUGGAUGACAGAGGAAGCCGUAAAGUUCAUGCAGGGGGCUUUCAAGAAUGUCAAGCAACUGGGGUUCUUCCUGCCCCAGGUUUGGACCUACGUGCAGGAGUAUCAUCUGGAGAUAACCACUGAAGGUGCCAAGGUCAGAAGUGUCACCAGGGACCUAGAAGGGGCUGCAGCGCAGUGGAUGAUCACCCUCGGAGUGGCAAGGCUGGAGACUCCAUCAGGAACACAAGUCAUGUUGCUGCUUCUGCUGCUUCUGCUGCCCCAGGAAGUUCUGGCAAGUCUCAGAGCCAAAUGUCUUCUGACUCUGAAGAGGGACGAGGUGCAUCCAGAGAACUAUUACAAGCCAGGAGAGUUUCUCAUUGGUGGCAUCGUCUCUGCAACGAGGAUGAAGCUUCUACCAAUAAGCUUCAACAAAUCUCCUUUGACUCAAAUUUCUCUGAGUAUGACCUCAGAGGCUUUGCUGGACCUGCUUUCAGAGGGGGAGGCCAACGUUCCCAACUACAGCUGUGGAAGGCAGAGAAACACAGUGGCUGUUCUUGAAGCAGCUGGUACUGAUAUCUCCAUCCAGAUUUCAACCAUGUUGGGAACCUACAAAAUCCCACAGAUCAGUCACAGUUUUGAUUCCCAGGUUGUGAGAGAUGAAAAUCCUUUCUUCUACCCAAUGCUCGCAGCCAAAGGAGCCCAUUACCCAGGGAUGGUGAAGCUGGUCCUCCAUUUCAGGUGGACCUUGGUGGGUCUCCUUGCUCCAGACACUGAGAAUGGACAAUGGUUCAUGAGGACGUUGACUUCCCUGCUGGAUUGUGCUGCCUUGGCCAAUGCCCUCUUAACAUUCUCCCAGGUUUCCCUCAACAUAUCCAUCCAAUCGGUCAAGCUGACUGAGGAAGGGGGCUCCCUUGGGUACUCUGGAAUGUAG